This is a messenger RNA of Saccoglossus kowalevskii, 2948 nucleotides long. RefSeq lists its product as uncharacterized. The record is from RefSeq and is a predicted model, not a curated record. Gene Ontology annotation, biological process: intraciliary transport. Gene Ontology annotation, cellular component: axoneme. NCBI's taxonomy places the organism in Eukaryota, Metazoa, Hemichordata, Enteropneusta, Harrimaniidae.
CCAAUUUCACGCUAUAUCUGACAUCACAUCGAUCGAAAAAAUACGCCCAACAGUGAGAUGUUGAGAAACGAGUAUUGCGUGAGCAGUGCACAAGAAGUGAUGACGAGUUAUUUUGUGUGCAUCAGUGUUGUGUUCCCAUAGCAAGUAAACAAAGGGAACUUGGCAUGUGAGUUCCUAAGGAUGUAGGGAUUUCCUUGUGAACUAUCACCACCUAAAACUCAAAUCACAGUCUGUUUUAUCACUUUAUAUUCACUUUAUUUAGUUAUGUUAUAUUUUCACAAGUACUGAAAACGUUGACGUCAUUUUAGAGGCUGACAUUACGUCUGGGCAGUCGCCAUUUUUAUAAGAGACAUUUCCGGAGACUAUUUUCGGACACACAUCGACGACCAAAACACGUCACAUAGACGAACGCACAGUAGAUACCAAGAAGUAAACUGAAAUAAAGGAUUCGAGGGAUGUCACGAGAUUACGAUGCUGACAGCUUUUUUGACACUCAGCCUGUGAACCUGACUGGUGCGUACGAUCGUGGGGAUACUCCACCUCGGAACCACACUCCACCGCGUCACACCCCAGAUACCCUCACAGGCGUGAGUCCAGACUCAUCGCCAUCCCAUACUUAUACAAAAACUAACUCAGCAAGCAUGGCACACAAUAAACAUAGAGACACCAAAAAACACAGUGACAGUUCUUAUUCAAGGACUUAUUCGGAGUACAGUGAUAGGAGAAGAUCCCGCUCUAAAUCCUAUGAAAGUUACACCGAUGAUGAUUUUGAGGAAUCUGAUCACUCAGAUUAUGGUGAUAGACGUACUCCACGUAGAGGUACAGGAGAUAGACACAGAGGAUCAAAAGGACGCAGCUUGCACCGUGCAUACAGUGGGUCCAGUACACACAGUACUACUACUAGUGUCUAUGGGAAGCCAAGCUACAGACCAAGAAAUAAAGCCACAAAACGAACGGGUCGGUCACAAAGCCAUACUGGAGGUGCAAAAGUGUCACCACGAGAACCAGAUGUUGUGGCAAAACGCAUGCUUUCUGCUCGUCUCCAUACAAUAAAUAGACUACGAAAUGAUUAUGGGGAUCUUGAACAGAAAUAUGAUGAGCUUCUGAGAGAGAACAAACUCUUAAAAACACUUCAGAGACGACAAGACAAAGUAAUUAAUAAAUAUGAAGGUCAAGAGAAUGAACUUGGUGAUAUGUUAUCGAGACACAACAACGAAGUGGAACACUUGCGCAAAAAAUUGCAAAAAUAUAAACAUGAUAAUUUAGACAAGGACAGGAGAUUGCGGGACCAAAACGACGAAGUUUUAAAAACACAAAGUGCUUUAAAACGCAUGAAAGCGAUUGUUAAGGAUAAAAAUUUGCUUGAGAGAGACGAACUGAGUCGAAAGCUUGGUGAUACUCAGGACGAACUUGAAGAAAAGAAAACACGUGUUCAGGAAUUAGAGAAAUACAUAGAAAAUUUGAAGAAAAAUCAUCGAGUGGAAAUAAAUGAGAUCAAAGCAAAACAACGUGAAAGCGAACACCAGUUAGAGGAACUACAGCAUGAGCAUGCUAAACUGAAAAUUACAUUAAAGGAGAAAGAAAAAGAAUUGGACAUUAAAAACAUUUAUAGCAAUCGUGUUAUCCGUGCAUCGACGAAGCUCAGUAAUAGUCUUAGCACCACCCCUAUGCCGACUCCACGCAAAGUGCGAACGGCAAACAAAGCGGUGCAAGCCGUAGACAUUUCUGAAUUCAACAAACCACCCACCAAAACAAAGGAGGAAGUGUCUCCACGUGACGUGCUUCCACAAGAGGAUAGCUUUGAAAAACAAUUACAACGCCAGAGGGAUUUAGAAAGACAACAAGAAGAGGAUAGACGACGGUUAGAGGAGGAUGAGAAGAAACGAAAAGAACAAGAGGAGGCAGCUAGGAUUUUAAGAGAGUUGGAUUUUGGAGGGUUACACAGAGAAACCAGUGCGGAUAGGAAGAGACGAGAAGAAGAAGAAGAGUUGGCAAAAUCAAGAAUGCGAGAAAGUAGUCAGUUCACGUCCGGGGACACUUUUGUGUCACAAUUGGCCAGGGAGAGAGAAAGACGGCGAAAGCAAGAUGCAGAGGCAAAGAAAGCAAAAGAAGAACAAGAAAGGCGGGAGAUUGAGGAGAGAGAGAGACGAGAACGAGAGGAAAGAGAGCGACGAGAACGAGAACAGAAGGAGAAGGAAGAAGCAGAGAGGAGAGAACAGGAAAGGCUGGAGGAACAGGAGAGAGAGCGGAUAGACCAGGAGGAACGAGAGAAACAAGCAAAGAUUGAUGAAGAUCGUCGAAAGAAAGAUUUGCUUUUAGCGAGAUUACGUGACAUUGAUGCCGGGAAGAAUCCUCCUCCGGAUUCACCAGAAGAGUCUCGUAAAAAUUACAACUUCAGUGACCCAAUUGUAAAUUUACAUAAUGGUUUACCAUCACACCCCCCAGACGAGGCUAAAAAUUCUGCCAAAAAGAAGAAAAAGAAAAGCUUGGAAGGAAAUGAUGGAUUUGCAGUAGGAGGAUACGCCCCCUCAUUUGGAAGACGUGUUCAUGCAAAACCGCAGAAAAAAUCAGAUUGGUUGUUUGACGAAGACAAUUCUGAAAAGAAAAGCCCAACUCCUGAGAAAAAAUCAAACUUAAUGUCUGAUUUAUUUGGUAACACACCAGACGACAAACCACGAGCCUCUCUUGGUGAUGAUAUUUUCACAACUUCUACAAAAGCAAAACCUGUAGCUGAUAAAAAUGCUUAUCCCUGGGAGAAGGGAGUUGAUGUAGCAACAGCAAGAGGUGGUCGCCGAGCAACCAACAAUCUGUUCAGUGAUGAUGAUGAUGAGAAUGAUAAAUUGUUGCCGCGCCGACCACGUCACAACAAUAACACAAUGUAUGAUGCAAAACCAGCAGUGAACGCAAUUGACGACUUUGAUGACGAUAUUGAAGAAGUCAUCUUGUAA